AUGGCCAAAUCCCCGGUGGUAGACAGGGCUGGUAAAACGCGACUGCGUGAAUCGCUUGAGCGGGCAAAAAGGGGCCAAGGCCCCAGCAUUGGGCAAUGGCUUGAAUUUCCCGGCUACUCACUUGCCAAGACGGUGGCACCAUUGGGGGAAGAUUGGGUUCUGAUCGACACCGAACAUGGAAACAUCACAGACAACGAGAUGGCUCUUCAGGUCGCAGCUGUUGCGUCGUCUGGAGCCUCACCUAUCGUACGUACAGUAGGAUCAGAGCCCUGGAUGAUAAAACGAGUGCUUGACUGUGGGGCUCAUGCCAUCAUGGUGCCAAUGUGUGAGACCAAGGAGCAAGCCGAAUCGAUUGUACAGUGCUGCAAGUACCUGUCCCCCCGCUGGCCUCAAGGAAACCGACCCGCCGGAGCCAUGUUUGCCCCCCCUGCCUUCUCCCAAAACGACCGAGAAUACCUUUUGACUGCGAAUGAAAACGUCAUGGUAUGCGUCCAGAUUGAGAGCCGGAAAGGUGUGGAGAACGUGGAGCGGAUUGCUGCGGUGGAGGGCAUCGACAUGAUUUUUGUCGGGCCCAACGACCUUGCGGCAUCAAUGGGACAUGUAGCCUUCGACCACGAAUCUAUCCCGGAGGUGCAGGAAGCCAUUGCACAUGUACUCAAGGUCGGUUUAGCAGCAGAUAAGUUUGUUGGUCAUUUUGCAGUCAAUGCCGAGGCAGCGGCCAAGAGGAUUCACCAAGGCUUCCAUUUCGUAAACUGCGGUGCAGAUAUUGUAGCUCUUACAGCGUGGAUGACUGGCGAGAUGGGCAAGCUCAAGCAUUUGGUUGGCAUUGAUUCCUGA
Molecule: messenger RNA, 837 nt
Organism: Clonostachys rhizophaga
Lineage: Eukaryota; Fungi; Ascomycota; Sordariomycetes; Hypocreales; Bionectriaceae
Source: the annotation of a GenBank genome assembly